Messenger RNA from Portunus trituberculatus (swimming crab), 1116 nucleotides. Its product is annotated as tigger transposable element-derived protein 1-like. The record is from RefSeq and is a predicted model, not a curated record. The transcript has 4 exons. Gene Ontology annotation, molecular function: DNA binding. Lineage: Eukaryota; Metazoa; Arthropoda; Malacostraca; Decapoda; Portunidae. Bases 1 to 1116 code for a protein of 371 amino acids. Gene Ontology annotation, cellular component: nucleus.
AUGGGUUCCAGGACCAGCAGGAAUGCUCAUAGUCAGGAUGCCAUGCCUUGGGACGUGGUUUUGACGGCCCUUGUAGAGUUAAGGGAUGAGGUAAACAAGCUGAAAAGGGACAGACUGCCACCUGCCCCCAUGCCGUGCAGGGUGAAUGAGGGAGCAAGUACUUCUCAAGGUACGCAGCACAAUAGUUCACCUGUUCACAAUUUCACUGGAUUCCUUGAUCCCAUCUGUGAAGCUGGUGUUGUCACUGAGCAGAACUUUAGUGACAGUGUAUUAAUGCAUAAUGCUAAGAUAUUUGGGCCUCUGGAUAUGGUCUCUGAGGACAUUGACCAACAGGGAGACAAACCAACAAACAUUGGCCGGUCGCUUGCCCUUAGUCAUUCCACUGUGGCUACCAUCAUCAAAGAUGAAGAGCGCAUUAUGGAACAUGUGAAAGGAUUUGCUCCUAUGAAAGCGACAGUGAUAACCAAGCAGCGUAGUGGUCUAAUUAUUGAGAUGGAAAGAUUAUUGAUGCUUUGGUUGGAAGAACAAAAUCAACAGUGUAUUCCAGUGAGCCUUAUAGUGAUUCAGAAGGCAAAAAGAUUGUUUGAGGCACUGAAACAAGAAAAGGGGGAAGGAAGUGAAAGUGAAGUGGCUAGUAGUGGUUGGUUUAUGCGAUUUAAGGCUCGGACCAAUUACCAUAACCUUAAAGUGCAAGGUGAAGCUGCUAGUGGUGAUGAGAAAGCAGCAAGUGAAUUUCCUAAAGCAUUGGCUGAGAUAAUUAAGGAGGGGGGUUAUUCUGCUCAUCAAGUGUUCAACGUGGAUGAGACAGGUUUAAUAUGGAAGCGUAUGCCUGACCGCACUUACAUUGCCAAGGAGGAGAAGUCAGCACCAGGUCAUAAAGCCAGCAAGGAGAGGCUAACUUUACUUUUUGGGAGAAAUGCUGCUGGCGACUUCAAACUGAAGCCCUUGGUUGUGUAUCAGGCUGAAAAUCCAAGGGUGUUGCUAGUGCUGGACAAUGCCCAUGGACACCCUGCCCACCUGGGAGACUUUAACCCUAAUGUCAAGGUGGUUUACCUUCCACCUAAUACCACGGCCCUGUUACAGCCUAUGGACCAAGGAGUGAUAGCUUCGUUCUAG